UGGUUCUUGUCCUUGAUACAGCAAUUGUGACUCAAUUUUAUUCCUUGCACAAAAUAAAAUAAAUUUUAACGAUUGAUUAGUCCCUUACAUUACACCAAUCUUUUAGUAUGUAGCAUAAUGAAAACAAGGGUGUGUGCCUCCACGAAACAGUAGCACAGCGUAGACAUGCAAAUGCUAUGUACCAAAACUUUUUCACUAUCCCGCUUCCAAGAAACUUGUUUACGUGUUCUUUCAUUCUGCAACUCAAACUCUCUCAAAGAAGGAAUAUGCAUUCAUAGCCCCAUAAUCAAACUUGGUCUUCAACAUGACUUGUAUUUAACCAACAAUUUACUCUCUUUAUAUGCUAAAACCUUUGGAGUUCAUCGAGCACGCCACUUGUUCGAUGAAAUGCCUAACAGAGACGUCGUAUCAUGGACAACGAUUCUGUCUUCACACACCAAGACUAAGCAUCAUUCUGAUGCCCUGCAGUUGUUUGAUAUGAUGAUAGGUUCUGGUGAGUAUCCGAAUGAGUUUACACUGUCUAGUGCGUUAAGGUCGUGUUUUGCUUUAGGAGAGUUUGAACGUGGGAUGCAGAUUCAUUGUUCUGCUGUGAAGCUUGGGUUAGAGAUGAAUCGUUUUGUUGGAACUUCUUUGGUUGAGUUUUAUACCAAGUGUGGUUGUUGUAGUGUUGAAGCGUGGAAAUUGCUUUCGUUGGUGAAGGAUGGCGGUGAUGUUGUGUCUUGGACGACAAUGUUGUCUUCUUUAGUGGAAAAUGGUGCCGUGUCUUCCUUUCUUGGUUUAUCGUAUGGGAAACUGCUGCAUGCACAUUUAAUCAUGUUUGGUGCUGAAUUGAAUUUGGUGUUGAAGACAGCUGUUGUUGAUAUGUAUUCAAAAUGCAGACGGAUGGUCGAUGCUAUUAAGGUUUCUAAUCUGACACCUGAAUAUGAUGUGUACUUAUGGACCACCCUUAUCUCUGGAUUUACUCAAAAUUUGCAGGUUAGAGAGGCUAUCAGUGUUUUUCGUGAUAUGGAAUUAUCUGGCCUCCUACCAAAUAAUUUUACGUAUUCUAGUUUAUUGAAUGCUAGCUCCUCAAUUUUAUCAUUGGACUUAGGGGAACAAUUUCAUUCGCGGGUUAUCAUUGUUGGACUUGAGGAUGAUCUUUAUAUAGGAAAUGCACUGGUUGAUAUGUACAUGAAAUGCUCCCACAUCACUACAAAUGCUGUGAAAGUUUUUAGAGAGAUAACAUCACCAAAUGUCAUGUGUUGGACUUCUUUGAUUGCUGGUUUUGCAGAAAAAAGAUUAGAAGAUUCUUUUCAGUUGUUUGCUGAGAUGCAAGCAGCAGGAGUAAGACCGAAUUCCUUUACAAUGUCUGCCAUUCUUGGAGCUUGCAGCAAAACGAGGUCUCUUGUUCCAACAAUGAUGCUCCAUGGACAUAUCAUAAAAACAAAAGUAGACAUAGAUAUAGCUGUUGCGAAUGCUCUUGUAGAUACUUAUGCUGGAGUGGGGAUGAUUGACGAGGCAUGGUCUGUAAUUGGUACAAUGAAUCUUAGAGAUUCAAUCACGUACACAUGUUUAGCCGCAAGGCUAAACCAGAAGGGGCAUCAUGGAAUGGCAUUAAAAGUUUUGAUUCACAUGUGCAAUGAUGGGAUUAAAAUGGAUGAAUUUAGCUUGGCAAGUUUCUUAUCAGCUGCAGCUGGCUUAGGCACUAUGGAAACUGGAAAGCAGCUGCAUUGUUAUUCUGUCAAAUCAGGCUUCCAGAGAUGUCACUCAGUUUCAAACAGCUUAGUUCACUUGUACAGCAAAUGUGGUAGUAUUCACGAUGCAAAUAGAGCUUUUAAAGAUAUUAGUGAGCCAGAUGCAUUUUCAUGGAACGGUUUGAUAUCUGGAUUUUCUUGGAAUGGCUUGAUAUCCCAUGCUCUUUCUACUUUUGAUGACAUGAGGUUAGCAGGAGUUAAACCUGAUUCUAUAACACUGUUGUCGCUGAUUUCUGCUUGCAGCCAUGGCGGCUUAUUAGAACUGGGUCUUGAGUAUUUCCAUUCUAUGCAAAAAGAAUACCAUAUAACCCCAAAACUAGAUCACUACAUGUGUUUAGUUGAUCUUCUUGGUAGAGGUGGUCGCCUAGAGGAAGCUAUGGGAGUUAUUGAAAAAAUGUCUUUCAAGCCAGACUCUUUGAUUUGUAAAACUUUAUUAAAUGCUUGCAAUUUACACGGAAAUGUUGCUCUAGGAGAAGAUAUGGCAAGGCGAUGUCUUGAGCUUGAUCCAUCUGAUCCUGCAAUAUAUUUGUUGCUUGCAAACUUAUAUGACAACGCUGGACUCUCUGAUUUUGGAGAGAAGACACGUCGGUUGAUGAGAGAAAGAGGUUUAAGGAGAAGUCCUGGGCAGUGCUGGAUGGAGAUAAGAAGCAGAGUUCAUCACUUCUCCGCAGGAGAGAAGAUAAACGAAGACGAGAUUACUGAAAAGCUGGAGUUUCUUAUAACUGAAUUUAGGAAUAGGCGGUAUCAAUACCAAGAGAAUGAAGAUAAGUUUUACCACCCAGAGCAAUUGGCAGUUGCAUUUGGUGUUCUUAAUGCACCAUCUACGUCUCCAAUUCGUAUAUACAAGAAUUCACUGAUCUGCUCUCACUGCCAUACUUUUAUAAUGCUUUCCACGCAAGUGAUUGGUAGGGAGAUAAUUAUGAGGGAUAGGAAACGGUUCCAUUUCUUUAAGGAUGGACAAUGUUCUUGCAGAGGUCACCUAUGAUGCAGAAACAUUUCCUUCGUUUUUGCUAAAUAUAUUGCAUGGACGAUCCUAGAAUUUGUGCGUCAUUUAUAUUGUAGCAAGGUAAAGUGAAAAUCAAACUAUGGUCUGUAUUAAUCUAGCUGAAGGAAAGAUAACAAAUAUUGUUGAUGAUACAUAAGUAAGCUAGUUUACCCUUGCAAUUAAAACAGGUUCCAUGCUAUUACGGACUAGAAGGAUUGCUGAGUCAUAUAACUGGAAAAAUAUCAUGUUAUCUUGGAAAAUAACAACUUUCCUUUAUCACCAUGAAAAGAAUUGGAUGAGUAGAAUUUUUGUAAAUAAUGAAUUUAAUUUCUUAUAUUAUGUUGUUUUUAAAUAA
Molecule: messenger RNA, 3073 nt
Organism: Medicago truncatula (barrel medic)
Lineage: Eukaryota; Viridiplantae; Streptophyta; Magnoliopsida; Fabales; Fabaceae
Product: pentatricopeptide repeat-containing protein At5g52850, chloroplastic
Exons: 2
Coding region: 166-2718 (850 amino acids)
Biological process (GO): RNA modification
Molecular function (GO): RNA binding; zinc ion binding; protein binding
Source: RefSeq, a predicted model, not a curated record